Molecule: messenger RNA, 249 nt
Organism: Blepharisma stoltei
Lineage: Eukaryota; Ciliophora; Heterotrichea; Heterotrichida; Blepharismidae
Source: the annotation of a GenBank genome assembly
AUGCCUCAAAUAUUUAGUGUUCCUGAAACCUUACUUGGCAUUACCAUAUUUGAGACAAAGCAUCCUGUAAGGGCUAUUAUCCCUUGGUAUUUUUUAGAAACUUUCAUAAAUAAGGAAAAAUAUAAUAUAUUAAAUUUGGUCAGACAUUUUAUCUGAUGGCAAGAAAUCGUGAUUUGUAUGGAUUAUUUUUUAAAGAUAUUUUUAAUUUUUAAAAUGGAUGUUUUGGAAGAAUUUAAGCUUAAUUUUUAA